Oppia nitens is the source of this 769-nucleotide messenger RNA. Its product is annotated as U8 snoRNA-decapping enzyme-like. The record is from RefSeq and is a predicted model, not a curated record. The coding region runs from base 50 to 670 and encodes 206 amino acids. Gene Ontology annotation, molecular function: phosphodiesterase decapping endonuclease activity; snoRNA binding. Gene Ontology annotation, cellular component: nucleus. The transcript has a single exon. Lineage: Eukaryota; Metazoa; Arthropoda; Arachnida; Sarcoptiformes; Oppiidae. Gene Ontology annotation, biological process: mRNA catabolic process; sno(s)RNA catabolic process.
AUUAUUAGUUACUAAGUUUUAUGUUAAGACAAGUGUUUAAUGAAGAUUAAUGGAUUCAAUGAGUGGUCAUGAGUUAGAUGAGAGUAAUGCAAGUGAUUGGGAACAGAUACCACUGCCUAAGGCGUUGUCCAAAUUGCGAGAUGAGACACAAGUUGCACACUGUAUGCUAUGGUUUCGCACAACACAAUCACACAAUGCUUUCUCAUUUCUUCAGCUAAGAUUUGAUGGACUUUUAGGCUUUCCCGGAGGUGUUGUCGAUGAAGACAUAACUAGUAUUGAAUCCAUUAUUGAUGCCCUUCAGCGUGAAAUACACGAAGAAAUUAAUUUUGAAACCACUAUUUCUGUUGACGACUAUAUCUAUUCAUUUUAUAACAAAAAUUUACGUAUUGUAUCACAUUUUUUUGCUAAACAAAUAACACUAAAAGAUGCCGAAAGUAUAGAAGAAUGUCAUAUGAAAGCCAGAGAUUUCCCUCACGAGUCGUUGGGUUUGUUUCGCAUACCAAUUGGCUGUUCAUAUAAUAGAGAUUCAUAUUAUUUAAGACGAUUUGCAAAGAAUUUUUUGAGACAAAAAUUUUCUGGAAAUGUUAAGAAACAAAUCAUCGAUGUCUGCGAAAAGUUUAAAAUAAUGUCUUCACAUGAUCUCAACUUCUUCAAGGCUCAGCUUCAAUAAAGACAACAUUUUUUAUCCUUAUGUUUACAUCAAUGAAAUUUUUACAUUUAGUAAGCAUUUUAAUUCAUACGGUAUGAAUAUAAUAAUUUUAUUAUAAUA